Molecule: messenger RNA, 480 nt
Organism: Haliotis rubra (blacklip abalone)
Lineage: Eukaryota; Metazoa; Mollusca; Gastropoda; Lepetellida; Haliotidae
Exons: 2
Coding region: 1-480 (159 amino acids)
Source: RefSeq, a predicted model, not a curated record
AUGUCAGGAGCAAAGCGAGCCUAUUUCCACAUCAGAAAUAUUGGGCUAAUAAGGCGGUACCUCGACCAGCAUUCAACCAUCGCACUUGUCCAGGCUCACGUAACAUCCCGCCUGGACUACUGCAACUCCCUCCUCUUUUGGCUUCCCAACCAUCUGAUCAAGAAACUGCAACAAGUGCAGAACACCGCAGCAAGAGUUGUCCGCAGGAAGAGGAAAUUCGACAACAUACAACCAGUCCUGCAGGACCUACACUGGCUGCCAGUGCGCUACCGGAUACAGUACAAGAUACUUGUACUGGUGUUCCUGUCCCUCCAUAACAAAGCACCAGAUUACCUCAGCAGUCUGCUCACCAGAUACCACCCACCGAGGACACUGCGCUCAUGUGACAAGUUUCUCCUAACUGUACCCUCCUCCCGUUUGGCGACCGCUCUUUUGAACGUGCAGGACCCCUUCUCUGGAACAGUCUCCCACUUGACAUAA